Messenger RNA from Diaporthe citri, 1749 nucleotides. RefSeq lists its product as uncharacterized. The transcript has a single exon. Bases 1 to 1749 code for a protein of 582 amino acids. The record is from RefSeq and is a predicted model, not a curated record. Lineage: Eukaryota; Fungi; Ascomycota; Sordariomycetes; Diaporthales; Diaporthaceae.
AUGAGCAGCUCGAGGUCGAGGAGGCAGGAGAUUCCUGUGGAGAGCUCAUGGCGUAUGGUCGAGGGUGAAAACGACAGCUUCGAUGCUUCCAUUGUCGCCGAUGAGUACCUUGACGAUGAUACUCCCUUGUCGACCGGGCCAUCUCAGUUAUCAAAUCUGUCACAGCUCUCAUCGCAGUCCCGGGGAAACUGGCACAUAGGGAGUUCUCAGGACGACAGCACCAUUCAGGACUUUAUCAGCAAAGCCGACGACGAACGUGUUAUUAUGAGGUCUCCGUUUCAGCCGUCAGUGCCCGUCGCAGCUAGGAGAUCCCCAAGGAACCAGAACCAAAGCCACUCGCCAGAUCCAGAGUUCUACAUGCCAAGAGUCGACGUGGACAGCCCGCGCCGCGGAUCAUCAAAUGGCUCGUCUCGGACUCUGGUGCCGGCCAACGCACAAUCUGUACGGCAGCGUGCGGUGGCAAGGCCGGCUCGUGGGAGUCCCACGAAACGGCGGCAACAACAAUAUGCGCCUCAAGAGCAACCCCCAACUGUCAGCCAGCGCAUGUCUGCGGAUCUUCCUCACGCCCUUUACAACAUCCUCGCCUGGGCUUUCGGUGUGAUCGGUAUGGCCUUCCGGUAUGCGCAGAAACCGCUUGCUGUCGCACUCGCCAUCUACUUCACUUUCGGAGGACUCAUAAUCGCCCAGAACAUGCUCACUCAGUCAAUAUACACCUCGCUAUCGCCAAUAUGUCGCAUACCUGGGGCUUCUUACCUGGACCUACCUUUUUGCCCGCAUGGGCCCAACAUACCGCACACAGGGGAUAAGGCACCCGUGGAGUUUGACGGUCUGAUGGACGUCCAAGAACGCUUUGAGGAGGUUCUGGAGAAGAGCGCAAACGGUGUCUCUUUGCCAAUGGAAAUGAAGCGCUCCGAAGCUUCGAUCCGAGAUUUGCGCACCUUGGUCCGCUACAGCUCACUCCAGGGCAAAGAUGAGCUAGUCCUCGAGUUCGACGGCUUCAUUGACACGGCCCGGUCGGCGUCAAACGAGCUACAGAAAUUCAACUCUCACGUGGGCUCCGCAGUAGACUCCGUGAUUAGUAUUAACCGGUGGACGAGUCGCUACCUCGAUGGCCUGGUCGCAGACCAAGAAGGCCAAGGUCUGCUGAGCGACUUUACUGCCUGGGUGUUCUCGCCCUUCCAGCCGGCAACCUUCUCCGAGCGGAACCUACUCGACAAGUAUGUCGAGCACACGGCUUUGGUGGGCGACAAGAUCGCCGAUCUGAUCAUCGAGGCACAGGCGGUUUUGAAGACCCUGAACCAGGCGGAGAAUCACCUGGGGAUCAUUUACGACUUCGUCACGCGCACGCAGGAGACGGUCCAGUCCCGCAAGGAUGACGUCCUCUGGACCAUCUGGACGCUGGUCGGGGCCAAUUACCGCCGGAUCUCCAAGCUCAACUCGCAGCUCUCCCUCCUGCGCCGCGUGGACUCGCAGAGGAGCGACGCCGUCAAGCAGGUGUCGGAGCUGAUCGUGGAGCUGGAGAAGAUCCAGGCCGGGCUGGACGACCUGCGCGAUAGGGUCGCGGAGCCCGAGGUGGCGGCAGCUUCGCCCAAGGGGCCGAUGCCCCUCAGUGUGCACAUCGAGACGAUCGACCGCGGCGUCGAGAGGCUCGAGCACGCGAGGAGCCGGAUCAGGGCGAUUGAGAAUGACCGAAUCCACGAGGUGCUGGCCAGGGGGAAGAUCGAGGAACGCCUGAUAGAAUCGACAUGA